UCGGGGAGUCGAAAAGCAGAGCCCAGCGAAGCUGGGGAAGUGACAAGGAGAACGCAGCACCCCGAGUUCAUCCCAGCGCCUUCGCCGCCAAGGGGGUGCGGAGGAGGCAGCGUAUGAAGGUGAACCGGAUCCGGAGCAAAGAUGCCACCUCCCAGGGCUUUCGGGCUUCUGCUGCUCCUCCCCUGGGUGGCAGGUGGAUUAGGGAAUGCGGCCAGUUCAAGGUAUAACGGACUGUCCUCAUUGGCAACAGUACUACAGCCUGGUGUCUGUCUCUAUGGAACCAAACUGGCAUGCUGCUACGGAUGGAGAAGGGGCAGCCGAGGAGUUUGUGAAGCCACAUGUGAACCUAAGUGCAAAUUUGGGGAGUGUGUGGGACCCAACAAAUGUCGCUGCUUUCCAGGGUACACCGGAAGGACCUGCAGUCAAGAUGUGAAUGAGUGUGGAGCCAAACCUCGGCCAUGCCAACACAGAUGUGUGAAUACCCAUGGUAGCUACAAGUGCUUUUGCCUCAGCGGCCACAUGCUCAUGCCAGAUGCCACGUGUGCAAACUCAAGAACUUGUGCCAUGACAAACUGCCAGUAUGACUGUGAAGACACAGAUGAAGGACCUCGUUGUCUUUGUCCAUCCCCCGGACUUCAUUUGGCCCCCAAUGGAAGAGCUUGUACAGAUAUCGACGAGUGUGCCUCUGGUAAAGCUGUCUGCCCUUACAAUAGAAGAUGUAUGAACACAUUUGGAAGCUACUACUGCAAAUGCUAUAUUGGUUUUGAACUGAAGUAUAUCAGUGGCCGGUAUGAUUGUAUAGAUAUAAACGAAUGUGCGGCGAAUACACAUACAUGCAGUCACCACGCCAAUUGCCUCAAUACCCAGGGAUCCUUCAAAUGCAGAUGCAAGCAGGGAUAUAAAGGCAGUGGAUUUCGAUGUUCUGUUAUCCCUGAAAAUUCUGUGAAAGAAAUCUUCCGAGCACCUGGUACCAUCAAAAAUGGCAUCAAGAAGUUGCUUGCUCACAAAAAUAGCAUAAAAAAGAAGGUAAAAAUUAAAAAUGACAUCACAGAACCCUCUGGAACUCUCGCCCCAAAAGUGAAUUUGCAGCCCUUCAACUCCGAAAAAAAUGUUUCCCGGGAUGGAAAAACUAAUAAAGGAGGAAGAAAAGGGAAUGGAGAAAGAAAGAAAUUGAGGCUGGAGGAAGAAAAUAGAGAGAAAGAGAAGAGAAGAGAGAAAACAUUAAAGAACCACGUGGAAAAGGAGCAGAUCUUGCGAGGAGACGUAUUUUCCCCUAAGGUGAAGGAAUCAGAUGAGUUUGGUCUGACUCUGAUGCAAAGAAAAUUAACAACCAAAUUAGAACGUAAAGAUUUCAAUAUCUCCAUGGACUGUAGUUUUGACCAUGGAGUCUGUGACUGGAAACAAGAUAAGAAAGAUGAUUUUGACUGGAAUCCUGCUGAUCGAGACAAUGGACCCAGGAAGUUUUCCUACAUGUGGUGGGGAGUCAUGGAAUUUGGGGAGUUGGUGGUGAUAAACUGUGACCUUUUGCAAAGGACCCGCGGCUUCCAUGUUGACUUCAAUGGGCUGGACGUUGAACUAUUUUUCAAAGAUCUCAAUGUUGAAAUGUACAGAACCUUAAAGAACUUCCCAGAAGCUGCUUUUACAUCAUCCAAUGGAAUCAUCACAGAAACCAACAGAUAG
Molecule: messenger RNA, 1680 nt
Organism: Suncus etruscus (white-toothed pygmy shrew)
Lineage: Eukaryota; Metazoa; Chordata; Mammalia; Eulipotyphla; Soricidae
Gene: EGFL6
Product: EGF like domain multiple 6
Exons: 12
Coding region: 142-1680 (512 amino acids)
Cellular component (GO): membrane
Molecular function (GO): calcium ion binding
Source: RefSeq, a predicted model, not a curated record